AUGAGGAAGAAGAAGAUGUUGAAGUCGAUGAGCAACGAGCUUCACAAGGAGUUAACAUUCUUACAAGGCAAGUUAUGGUACAGAUUUCGGUGCCACACCAAAUCUCUGCUAGAUGUAAUAAAAUACUGGAAGGAAGAGCCAAGGUACUAUGAAGCAUGCAAGAAAGAGGCCGAGAAGGAUGGAUUUGGAGGGCUAUUGGAGUUUCGACUAGCAAAUGUUCAUGAGAAUUUGUUUGAUUCCUUUAUGCCAUAG
This is a messenger RNA of Linum trigynum, 252 nucleotides long. The record is from the annotation of a GenBank genome assembly. Lineage: Eukaryota; Viridiplantae; Streptophyta; Magnoliopsida; Malpighiales; Linaceae.